AUGUCUGGCCGCGGCAAAGGAGGCAAAGUUAAGGGAAAGGCAAAGUCCCGUUCCAACCGCGCUGGAUUGCAGUUCCCAGUCGGUCGUAUUCACCGUCUGCUCCGGAAGGGCAACUAUGCCGAGCGUGUCGGUGCCGGCGCUCCAGUCUACUUGGCUGCCGUUAUGGAAUAUCUGGCCGCUGAAGUGCUCGAAUUGGCAGGAAACGCUGCCCGUGACAACAAGAAGACCAGAAUCAUUCCCCGUCAUCUGCAGUUGGCCAUCCGCAACGACGAAGAAUUGAACAAGCUGCUGUCCGGUGUUACCAUCGCCCAAGGUGGUGUUCUGCCCAACAUUCAGGCUGUCUUGCUGCCGAAGAAAACCGAGAAGAAGGCAUAA
This is a messenger RNA of Aedes aegypti (yellow fever mosquito), 375 nucleotides long. Its product is annotated as histone H2A. The transcript has a single exon. The record is from RefSeq and is a predicted model, not a curated record. The coding region runs from base 1 to 375 and encodes 124 amino acids. Gene Ontology annotation, molecular function: protein heterodimerization activity; DNA binding; structural constituent of chromatin. Gene Ontology annotation, cellular component: nucleosome. Lineage: Eukaryota; Metazoa; Arthropoda; Insecta; Diptera; Culicidae.